Messenger RNA from Eriocheir sinensis (Chinese mitten crab), 1200 nucleotides. RefSeq lists its product as uncharacterized. The record is from RefSeq and is a predicted model, not a curated record. NCBI's taxonomy places the organism in Eukaryota, Metazoa, Arthropoda, Malacostraca, Decapoda, Varunidae. The transcript is spliced from 5 exons. Bases 1 to 1200 code for a protein of 399 amino acids.
AUGGGGAAACCAAGACGCACAAAGCUUGGUUCGCCUCCAACGGCUGGGCGGCGCGGCGGUUCCGCUCCCAACCGUAUCCGUCGACCCCCGGCCUCCACCGGCUCCUCUGACUGCAGCGCGCACAACCACGCCCCCGCUGACGACGGCAUGGCUGCCCCAGGAUCAAAGGACACAGAGUCUACCGGAAAUACUAGGGUGUGCCCUGCUGAUUCCGACUUCGACUCUUGUUACUCUCCUGCCACUGUCAAUCCAACCGACUGUGUCUCUGCUGCCGCGGAUCCUGCUCUUGCCCCCGCCACCGCCUCCACUGCCGCUACCAACCCUGCUCCUGCCACCACUGACCCUGCUCCUGCCCCCGCCACUGCCUCUACUCCUGCCGCUACUGACAUUGCUCCUGCCCCUGCCACCACCUCUAACCCUGCCCCUCCCCCCGCCACUGCCUCUACUUUUGCAGCCACUGCCCCUGCCCCUGCCCCCGCUACCGCCUCAAUUUCUACCCCCACUGACCCUGCUCCUGCCCCCGCCACCGCCUCUACCACUGCCUCUACUACCGCCUCUAUUCCUGCUUCUACCGACUCCACUUCUACUGCCGGUGAUAUCUCCAGCUCUGCUACCUUUGUAACCAAUUCUCAGCUCACAACCGCUGACGGCUACAUACUCGUUCGGAAGAAGGGAAACGCGCAACAACCGGCAUGUCGCUCCCAUUCCCCUAGUCAACCAUCGGUGACGGUGACACCAACGCCACGCACACAGUCCAAGUUGCCCGCCUUCUGCGUCCCAGCCCAGCCCGAGUUUCCCACCAGUUACGAUGCGGUGGCUGCCCUAGAGGACUCGCAGCCUACACAAGAUUCGGAAUGUCAUGGGAACCGCUGGAUCUACGGUCACCGCGUCAAAGAGCUGAAUCACCGCCUCAACAUUACCCGCAGAGCCUUCCGCCGCCGCCCCACCUCCCCAAAUCGGCGUUACCUGCAAGCCGUUGCGCGGCACACCUCCACCAUCAAGCAACAGUUGCGGGACGAGGCCUGGGUCCAAUGUGAGUUGAGGCGAGGACACGGCAUGGCUGUUUUCAUCGACUUGGAAAAAGCCUUUGAACUUGCGAGCCCCCUAGCCAUUCUGACAGCCCUUGCACGCAAGGGUGUCAGGGGGAGGCUGCUCUCGUGGAUGAAGUCAUGGCUCUGCAGCUUGCUGCUGAGCGUGUGA